Musa acuminata subsp. malaccensis (wild Malaysian banana) is the source of this 796-nucleotide messenger RNA. Its product is annotated as heavy metal-associated isoprenylated plant protein 23. NCBI's taxonomy places the organism in Eukaryota, Viridiplantae, Streptophyta, Magnoliopsida, Zingiberales, Musaceae. Gene Ontology annotation, molecular function: metal ion binding. The record is from RefSeq and is a predicted model, not a curated record.
GAGCGAAGUUGCAGCAAAGGAAGGGCAGUGUGAAGAAAACUAUAUAAGAAAGCUUCACUGUGCAAUCCUGCUGAGGUUCUCUUCUUUCCUCUUCUUGCUUCUCCCUAUUUCUCUUUCAGAUCACUAUACAGGAGCUUCUAUAUCUCAUCUUUGUAGUUUCUCCUAAUCUUCUAUAGUUUCUUCCUCCUCCUACCACCACCAUGGGAGGCACCAUGGACUACCUCUCCAGCUUGCUUGGCAGUGGCCACAAGUACAGGAAGAGGAAGCAGUUUCAGACUGUUGAACUGAAGGUGAGGAUGGACUGUGACGGCUGUGAGCUGAAAGUUAGAAAUGCACUGUCUUCCAUGAAAGGAGUUCAAUCAGUGGACAUCAACAGAAAGCAGUACAAGGUGACUGUAACGGGGUAUGUUGAGCCACACAAGGUACUCAAGAAAGUUCAAUCCACAGGGAAGAAGGCUGAGAUCUGGCCUUACGUUCCUUACAACCUGGUUGCCCACCCGUAUGCUGCCCAAACCUAUGACAAGAAGGCACCCCCUGGGUAUGUCAGGAACGUGGAGGUCAUCAAAGUCUCCAGCCAAGCUGUGAGGCCAGAGGACCAGUUCACAACCUUGUUCAGUGAUGACAACCCAAAUGCCUGCUCUAUCAUGUGAACAUAUCAAAGAGACCACUGUUCUUUCUUUUCUACCAUUGUUCUAUGUCUGCAAAGUUGCUUCUGUGCUUUGUUGCGGAACAGCUGCAUGUUGUAAUUUCUUGUCCUUUGUCUUUGAGUGCAGAGUUUGCAGUUUCCUUUCUUCCA